Messenger RNA from Panicum hallii, 1418 nucleotides. RefSeq lists its product as uncharacterized. The transcript has 2 exons. NCBI's taxonomy places the organism in Eukaryota, Viridiplantae, Streptophyta, Magnoliopsida, Poales, Poaceae. The record is from RefSeq and is a predicted model, not a curated record. Bases 193 to 1248 code for a protein of 351 amino acids.
CCACCUCUUCUCGCCGCGACGCUUGCUUGCAACGCUCCCUUCCGUUUCGCUAGCUGCCGCCCGCUGCGAGCAACAGCAAACCAAACGGUCGACGACGGCACGGGACGGGCGGCGGCGUCACCUGAGGCUCGUGCGUUGGCUUGGGGAGCUGGAACCGCGAGGGAAGAGAGGGUCGGGGCGGGGAGGGGGUCGAUGGGGUACGAGCGGACCUUGAAGGCGGCCGCGGCCGCGGCCGCGGCGCUGCUGGCGGCGGCGGGGGUGCGGUUCCUGGGGCCCGCGGCGGCGGCGUUCGUGGCGGAGGAGCUGCCGCGCGCGCGGGCGGCCGCGGCGACGUGGCUCACGCCGCCGUACCUCUACCUCGUCAUCAACGCCAUCAUCAUCUCCAUCGCCGCGUCGUCGCGCUUCCAGCCGAGCGCCAGCGGCGGCGACCGCCCGUCGGCCUCUCCUUACGCUUCCGCCGCCGCCGCCUCCUCCGCCGGAGUAGCAGGAGUGUCGGAGGAGGAGACGGAGCAGGAUGGGAUCCAGCCGGCGGUCGCACUGCAGGUGCCUGCACCGGUCGUGGCGAUGCCCGUGCCGGCCGUGGAGGAGCCCGUGGUGGAAAUGAACACUGCGGCGGUGGUGCCAGCGCCGUCGCCGGUGGAGGAGGAUGAAGAAUUCUCGAUUUCAAGGUCGUCGUGGACGCCGCGUCGGCGGGGCGCGGAGGUGGAGGUGGAGGUGGAGGCGGAUGCAGAGAGCGAGGUGGCGCCGUUCGCUGACCUGACCAACUCCAGGGAGAAGCCGCUGGUGUCGGCGAGGUUCAGCCGGAAGGCGCCCAAGCCGAGCCCCGAAGGGAGCAGGGCUCUGCGGGUGGCGCGGCCGCGGAAGGAGGAGACGCUGGAGAGCACAUGGAAGGCCAUCACGGAGGGGCGAGGGCCGCCGCUGGCGCGGCACCUCAAGAAGUCGGACACCUGGGACACCCGCCCGGGGCGCCGCCCGUCCGGCGGCGUAGGCAGCGGGGAGAUCGAUCCCGCGGUCGCCGCGCCGGCGGGCGCGAUGCGGAAGGCCGAGACUUUCAACGACGGCGCCGCCGGGAGGAGCAAGGCGGCGCCCGCGGCGGCGCCGGUGCGGCGGGAGCCGUCGCUGGGGCAGGACGAGCUGAACCGGCGGGUGGAGGCGUUCAUCCACAAGUUCAACAUGGAGAUGCGGCUGCAGCGGCAGGAAUCGCUCAAGCACUACAACGACAUGCUCGGCAGGGGCAGCCAGUACUGAAUAGUCUGAAUGAAAACUAGCUGAAAAUAGUUUGCAGCUUGCAAAAGUGCUCCCCGUUUUCUGUUUCGUGUCCGUUCUCGAUUUUGGUUUUGGGGUGUUGAUCUCUGUAAGAUAUGGUUUUGUCAAAGUAAGAAGGUGAUAGUGAUAGUUUCUUUUUUGCACAAGAUAAA